AUGGAGGCGGAAAUGGAGACAGACUGGUCGAAGCUAGCCCAGGACGCGCUCUGUCUGGUCUUCGUCAAGCUCGGCGCCGUGGAGGUCCUCAUGGGUGCCGGCCUCGUGUGCCGCUCGUGGCUCCAGGCGGCCAAGCUGCCUGACCCCCUCUGGCAGUCUCUGGACAUGGAGCGCCUCCACAGCAAGUUGUCCCUGAAGAACAAACCAACCCUGCGCGCGAUGGCGAAGGAGGCUGUGGACCGCGCCAGCGGGCGGCUCGAGGCGUUCACAGCCGAGUGGUUCGUCGACGAUGAGCUGCUCGGCUACAUCGCGUCGAGGUCGCCGUCUCUGAGGAGCCUCAAGCUGGUCGACUGCAGCAUCACCAAUGGUGUAUUGAUGGAUCUCCUCGACUGCUGCCCCUACCUGGAGGUUCUUUACGUCAGCGACUGCUGCAAUAUCAUCAUAGAUGGCGCCCUGCUAGCCAAGUGUGGCCGGAUCAGCGCAUUGACGCUCAUCCCCUUUUAUUAUGAGUGUUGUCGAUUAGCAUGGUGA
Messenger RNA from Triticum aestivum (bread wheat), 531 nucleotides. RefSeq names its product F-box protein SKIP19-like. Gene Ontology annotation, molecular function: protein binding. The transcript has 2 exons. The record is from RefSeq and is a predicted model, not a curated record. Bases 1 to 531 code for a protein of 176 amino acids. NCBI's taxonomy places the organism in Eukaryota, Viridiplantae, Streptophyta, Magnoliopsida, Poales, Poaceae.